GUAUGCACCUAACAUAAACGGGCGAUUUGGUUUUUUUUUUUCAUAGAUGAGCGUCCGUGAGUCGGGAGAAAAAUCUCUCAUAGGGGGAGGACUCGAGCUGAGAGGCGGAUGCUAAGAAGCUAACUCAAUUUUCUUUUUAGUUUUUCUUCAAGAAAAUCUUUGGCUCUCCCGGCUUCCCCAUAUAAACUCCCUUUCUUUUCAAAUUAGAAAUGAAAAUUCCGAACUCCACUUCUCUUCUGUAAUUACUGAUUACUAAUUGCUGGUUGAUUUGUUUGAUUGAACUGGUUGGGGAUGAGACUUUUUAGGAGGCUAGCGGGGUUUCUAGGUCUCGCAAAAGACGAUGCCCACGAAGGCAAAGAUAGUGACGACGACGACUGCGAUGGCAUUGUUGACGGUAGCGGCAACGUCGAUAAUCAGCAGAGUCACAGUCGACCUCAGUUCCAAGAAACCGGACUUCCUCGUAAAGGUUUCAGCGUCCCUGUGCAAGUCGUCGUUGACCGACCUCAACUAGGUCCGGUUCUCAUCCCUUCUAACUCUGGCGAUGGUGGCGUCCAGGGGCUGAAGUGGUAUGCAAAGUGUCUUAGAGUUGAUGAAGAUGGAGAUGUAGCUGAUGAGUUCCUUGAUGAGGUCUUGCCGGCAUCAUCAAAUUUAGAAGACCAGCAUAGAGCACAGUUAAAGUUUGAACCAAAGUACAGUACGAGAGCAGCCAAAGUGAAGAACCAGAUAAUAACUGCGGAUGGGAAAAUUCAGCAGUGUGUGGAACAUCAAGGUAGAUUGCAGUGGGUAUGAGGAUCUCCCCUCUAAAAGCUAUCAUGGAGUAGACCUGCAGUUGGGUUCCUUUUCUUUAGUAAAUUGCAAAAGUAUGUUAGUUCGUUGGAAUUGAUUUGUGCUUGACGUGAACUAUGAUACCUUUACUGAUGUUUUCAAGUUGUUCCUGAGGGAAUUCGCACCGAAUCUUCUAAAUUGUUUGGAAGUUGUAACUGCUAUUCUGGGGACGUAAGAGUAAAAUCUGUCUAAUCAAACAAAUGGUGUUUGUAACAGGGAGAGAUUUCCUCUUUCUUUCGCUCUCUUUUUCAGAAUGUACUCAACUAAUUAGUAAUUAAGACAUUACUCGUUAUGAGUUUGAACCCUU
Carica papaya (papaya) is the source of this 1132-nucleotide messenger RNA. Its product is annotated as phospholipid hydroperoxide glutathione peroxidase. The record is from RefSeq and is a predicted model, not a curated record. Lineage: Eukaryota; Viridiplantae; Streptophyta; Magnoliopsida; Brassicales; Caricaceae.